Messenger RNA from Trichoderma asperellum CBS 433.97, 1623 nucleotides. NCBI's taxonomy places the organism in Eukaryota, Fungi, Ascomycota, Sordariomycetes, Hypocreales, Hypocreaceae. The record is from RefSeq and is a predicted model, not a curated record.
AUGUCCGACAACGCUCCUCCACCUCCAACGGUCGAAUCGUUAUCGCUAUCCGCCGCAGAGACAAAGCCAGAGCGUGCUACAGGCCGCAGCAACAGCUUCUCCCAGCAAUCGCGGGCGUCCGACGACUCUCAAACUGCCGCUGACUUUCUUCGCGACCAAGAAAUCCUCGAAGCCGACGCUCGCGAGGCCCUGCCUUACAGCAUCGAGACAUGUACCAAGAUCCUCGGUCCGCUUCGACAAAAUGUAUUUGCUUGUUUAACUUGCAACCCUGCGCCGACAAAGCCUGAAGAUGCCUGGAACCCGGCGGGCAUGUGCUAUGCCUGCUCAGUCUCAUGCCACGGCGAACAUACUCUUGUGGAGAUCUUCCAGAAGAGAAACUUCACUUGCGAUUGCGGAACCACGCGCUUCCCGUCCAGCAGCCCAUGCACGCUACGCAUCAAUAGCGAGACCAAUACAAAGGGCAACGUACACUCUGAAGAGCCGGAUGUGAACAACAAGUACAAUGACAACUUCAAGAACCGAUUCUGCUGUUGCGAGUGCGAUUAUGACCCCUUUGAGCAAAAAGGAACCAUGUUCCAAUGCCUUGGGCUGGGCACUGCCGAGACUGGAGGCUGUGGAGAGGACUGGUAUCAUCCUGGCUGCCUGGUAGGCAUGGGGCCCAAGUGGUUUGAGCAGAUGAACAAAAGCAAAUCCAAGGCUAUACCAAAGGAGACUGAGAAGAAGGGGAGCGCCCUUGCAACAAUUACGGAAAAAGACGAGGCCCAGUCAAACAAUAGCACAACAGAGGCCGCGGAAGAUGUGGCAGUUGAGGAUGAGGAUGACGAGCCGCCGAUGCCUCCUGGGUUCCCAGCUGAAGACGACUUUGAAGGGUUCUUAUGUUACAAGUGUGUGGAAGCAAAUCCAUGGAUCAAACAGUAUGCAGGAACCUCAGGCUUCCUACCAGCUCUGUUUCUAAAUGAUCCCGCGGCUUCUGCACCGUCGCCGUCCAACGAGAGCACGGCAACAGCUGCAUCCAAGAAACGCAAGGCCGAAGACAAUGAGGAUGAAGAGAUGACAGACGCGAAGCGCAUUAAGAGCGAGGACCAGCCAUCAACUAUUGAAUCUACCGGAGAAACCAAGGAUGGCGGCCUAGCAUCGUGCAAGCUGCCUAACCUUCCCGUCGCACCCGAAGGGCGCUUCUCUCUCUUUUUCAAAGAGGACUUCCGCGAGAAACUGUGCCACUGCUCAGAUUGCUACGGCAAACUCAACGCCCACCCACAGCUCCUAGAAGAGGAAGAAGUCUACGAGCCCCCUCUGUCAGACGACGGUGCUUCCCAACACGGAGGCUCGACGCACGGAAGUGGCAGCCUGCUGGACCGUGGUGAAAGCGCCUUGCGCAACAUGGAUCGCGUCAAGGCCAUUGAGGGCGUCAUGGCAUAUAACCACCUCAAAGAGCAACUCACACCGUUCUUCAAGCAGUUUGCUGAGAGCGGCAAGGCCGUGGGCGCAGAGGACAUCAAGGCGUACUUUGCGAAGCUGCGCGGUGACGAGCAGGGUAUCAAGGAGGCGGGCGAGGCUGCGGCUUCGUCCAAGGAGAAUAGGGAUGGAGAAGACGAUGGCCGACGCGAGCAGAGCGGGUAUUAG